Molecule: messenger RNA, 1938 nt
Organism: Pimephales promelas (fathead minnow)
Lineage: Eukaryota; Metazoa; Chordata; Actinopteri; Cypriniformes; Leuciscidae
Source: RefSeq, a predicted model, not a curated record
CUCUCAUCUGUCUCAACCAGUUUUACAGUCUAUGGUCUCAGCAAAGGAAAAACUGAGAUCACGGGACAUAGCAAGAUGGCGUUUAUUAAAGAGGAGCUUGAAGACACAAGAAUUUCAGAAUCACGACCAUUCAGAGUGAAACAUGAAGAUGUUGAGAAACAAACAGACCUGAAGCAGCUUAAAGACGAGAGUCCAGAACUGAAUGAAAUGGUGGACAAAGUACAGUAUGAGAAACAUGAUUUCAUAACUGAAGAUGAAAAUUGCUCGCAGACUGACAAUUCCUCCUCACAAAAAAGACGUGAGGAGACUGGAUCUAAAAGAUCUUUUGCCUGCGAACAGUGUGGAAACUUUUUCUCUACAGCAGGAAACCUUAAAAUCCAUAUGAGAAGUCAUACUGGAGAGAAGCCUUACACAUGUGAUCAGUGUGGAAAGAGUUACACACGAAGCAACACCUUAAAGGAUCACAUGAUGGUUCACACUGGAGAAAGACCUUUCGAAUGUGAUCAGUGUGGAAAGAGUUACACGCGAAACAAGACCUUAAUGGUUCACAUGAGGAUUCACACUGGAGAAAGGCCUUACACAUGUGAUCAGUGUGGAAAGUGUUUCAUACGAAAAGACAACCUUAAUUUACACAUGAAAAUUCACACCAGAGAGAACCAUUUUAUAUGCCAUCAGUGUGGAAAGAGUUUCAAAGACAUUGAACACCUUAACAGGCAUGUUAUAAUUCACUCCGAAGAGAAGCCCUUCAAAUGUCCCCAAUGUGGAAAGAAGUUUAAAAUUAGUAAAAACAUUAAGGCACACAUGAGAAGUCACAGUGAAGAGAAGCCUUUUAAGUGUCAUCAAUGUGAAAAGGGUUUCCUAAUAAAUAAGGACCUCAUAAGACACAUGAGAAGUCACACUGAGGAGAGACCUUUCAAGUGCCAUCAAUGUGGAAAGGGAUUAAAACAUGAAGAAUCACUUGCUUACCACAUGAAAAUUCACACUGGAGAGAAGCCUUUCAGCUGCUCUCAGUGUGGAAAGAGUUUCAUACAUAAAGGACAGCUUAAUGCUCACAUGAGAGUUCAUACAAGAGACAACAAUUUUAAAUGCAAGCAAUGUGGGGAGUGUUUUAAAGACAAGGAUCUCUUUAAAAUGCAUAGAAAAGCUCACUUCCAAGAGAAGCCUUUCCCCUGUCUUCAGUGUGGAAGGAGAUACAAUCUCAUAGGACGCCUUAAGAGUCACAUGAGAUCUCACGAGGGGGAAUAGCCUUUCACCUUUUUUCGCCAUGUGGAAAGUGGUUGAUGCACAACGGACACCUUAGUUUUCACAUGAGAAUUUAUAAAAAGAGAGAACGAUUUAAUAUGUCAACUGUAAAGAGUUUUACAGACCAAAAACAACUUAAAAGGCACUUGCAUAUUCACAGAGGAGAGAAGCUUUUAUAUUUUUCUAAACAUUUGUGUUUAACAGAAGAAAGAAUGAAACUCAUACAGUUUCGGAACAAUAUGAGGAUGAGUAAAGGAUGACAGAAUUAAAAUUUAGCGAAAUUAUUAAUUACUCACACUCAUGUAUUUCCAAAUCAGGACUUUCAUUCAUAUUUGAAACACAUAUGAGAAUUGUUUUUAAAUGCAAUCUGAAUUUUUUUAAUGGACAGAAAUCUCUCAAAUAUCAUUAAAAAUGAAAAAUGCAAUAAAGGGAAAUCUAUUUUUAAAAAAGGCAACAAAAUCUAUUCACUAAUUCCUGAAUUUUCUUUCUUGUACAUUUAACAUUUUUUAAUGGUUAUUUGUAUGCAUUUUUAUGUAGCAGGGCAAUGUGAAACAUUUGAAUAAUGAUUUUGGUAAAGCUUGGGUAAAAAAAAUGAACCCAUUAUAUUUUAAAAAUAAAACGGAAGAUCACCAUGUUAAGGAGAAAUGAACAACAGUUUUGCCACUUUGUCCCUUUCAAAGCAUACCAGUUAAUAAA